Kwoniella botswanensis is the source of this 1227-nucleotide messenger RNA. RefSeq lists its product as uncharacterized. Gene Ontology annotation, biological process: tRNA N1-guanine methylation. Lineage: Eukaryota; Fungi; Basidiomycota; Tremellomycetes; Tremellales; Cryptococcaceae. Bases 1 to 1227 code for a protein of 408 amino acids. The record is from RefSeq and is a predicted model, not a curated record. Gene Ontology annotation, cellular component: nucleus. The transcript is spliced from 4 exons. Gene Ontology annotation, molecular function: tRNA binding.
AUGGACGAGGAAUCGAUGAUGAAUGCUUCUUCGGAGGGGAAUGUCCUAGCUGGACCAUCUAGUCUUGGUGGACCAUCUAUUGAAAGACCAGAGGGGAUGAGUAAGAAUGCGAUGAAACGGGCAGCGAAGCAGGCAAAGAUGGAAGCUAUGAAACCUCUCAAACGCGCUGCCGAGAAAGCACGCCGUAAAGAACGAGCGGCUGAACUUUCCAAGGGAUACAAGGAGGGUACAUUGUCAGAGAAAGAUAAGGAGAUAUAUGAGAAGAGGAAAAAGUUGGAGAAAGACAGGAAGGCGGAGAAGAAGAAAUUUAGAGAUAAAGAUCAUGAAGGUGAUUAUGACAGUGGGGAAUGUUGGAAUGGUGGGGUGGUCAUUGAUUUGGGUUUUGAUGAGUUGAUGAAUGAGCAGGAGAUCAACUCGAUGUCAUCUCAGAUAGGAUUUUGUUACUCAUCCAAUCGAAUUGCCCCUAAACCCAUCAAAUCAAUAGUACAUACUGGGUUCUCACCUGAGACAUCACCUCGAUUAUGGACCAAGAUGAUAGAUAGGAAUUGGGAUAGGUGGAGUAGGUCGUAUUGGUGGAAAGAGGAUGUGGGGGUAAUGCAUUCGGUAUUGAGUUCGGAUGAGGAAUCAAAACGACAGGAUAAAGUUGGAAUGCAGAUAGACAAUUCUCCAGAUCAAGAAAACGAAAACGAAGACAAGAAUGAUCAAGAUAAACGUAUACAACUGCAGAAUCACUUGACAGGUCCAACCCUUCCACCUGGUCUGACUCAAACCAAACACACCUUGAUAUAUCUAAGUGCCGAUGCCGAAGAAGAGUUAGAAACUCUCGACGAAUCUCAUAUAUACAUUAUAGGAGGUAUAGUCGAUAGGAAUAGGUAUAGGAACCUAUGUCAGAACAAAGCUGAGAAGCUGGAGAUAAGAACAGCAAGACUACCAAUUGGUAAAUUCAUUGAUAAUCUACCUACUAGAAAGGUAUUGACUGUUAAUCAGGUCUUUGAUAUUCUCCUUCAAUAUAUCGCUCAGGGAGAUUGGCAAAAAGCUUUUGAAACUGUUAUACCUCAAAGGAAGUUUCACGAAUCUAGAAAAGCCAAAUUUGAACAUCAUAAGAAUGAUCGUGAGAAUGAAGUGAGAGAAGAGGACGAUGAGCGAGAAAGAAAUGAGGAUCGAAUUGCAAUGGUCGAACAUAUAACAGAAGGAAAGGACGAAGAAGAAGAUGCGAUGAAUCAAUGA